AUGCAAGGCUGUAGCAUAAUAGCGCGAGGCGUAACGGAAUUCAUCGGACAAGUAGAGCAAGUUCCUGACGCUGCCUUUUCUACAGGCUAUCGGGAGCUCACCUUCCUCGCACCGUCCGACUACUCUUUUGCAAAGGCAGCCUUUCGGCCGCGUGUCACUGCUGCCAAUCGAACAGAGCUUCUGAACUAUCACAUCGUAACAGGGCUCUACAGCUUUGCGCAGCUUAAAGCCCUGCCCAACCGCAGCAAGAUACACACUAUGGCGGGGAAGAGCAUAGUGAAGCACAGUGUGCGGGCCAGUAGGUUCUGGAACCCGGGGACGAGUGUGGCGUUGAGCAGUCCCAGUGCGCAGCAGCUGUAUUGGGCGCAGGUGGACACGAAGAAGCUGUUCAAUGGGCAGUAUGUGAAGGGACAUGUCAUCGACUGCGUUCUCGUGCCUAACUGA
Molecule: messenger RNA, 444 nt
Organism: Closterium sp. Yama58-4
Lineage: Eukaryota; Viridiplantae; Streptophyta; Zygnematophyceae; Desmidiales; Closteriaceae
Source: the annotation of a GenBank genome assembly